CAUGCUUUUUUCUCUCUCUUCACAUUUCCUUUCUUUUUUCUCGGAUUAAAUCAUCUGGUCUGACCUUCUAAUACUGAUCAUCAUCAUCACUAUCAUCUAUCAGUCCAAUCUUUAUCCCCACGCGCCGCUUCCUCCUCAUUCCCUCUCCACGCGCCGUCACCCACCCACACUUCUCUGCUACCUUAUCUUCAGUUUCUAUUUUUUUGUUUUCUAAAAAGGUGAAAAAGGGGGGAUCUGCGGUAAAGAAGAAGGGAAAAAGAAGAAAAAGAAAAGGUAAGGAGGAAGAAACCAAAGGGAAAGUAGGGGCUUUAACUCACCUUGAGCAUGAUUUCAAUCCAAUGCUCGAGCUGAGACCUAAAAUCAAAUGGGUGGAGUGACGUCAUCCAUUGCCUCUAAGUUUGCCUUCUUCCCACCGAAUCCUCCGUCGUACACGGUGGUCCCCGACGAAUCCUGCGCCGGAAAACUUCACAUACCGGAGGUUCCGGAGAGGGAUGCAGUAGAUGUCUUGAAGCUGCGAACCCGAAAGGGGAACGAGAUCGUGGCCGUCCAUGUGAAGCAUCCAAAGGCGUCAGCUACUAUGCUCUACUCUCACGGUAAUGCCGCCGAUUUGGGGCAGAUGUUCGAACUCUUUGUUGAGUUGAGCCUCCGGCUUCGUAUCAAUCUAAUUGGGUAUGAUUACUCUGGAUAUGGACGAUCAACCGGAAAGCCUAGUGAGUGCAAUACAUAUGCCGAUAUCAACGCGGUUUAUAAAUGCUUGAAAGAACAAUAUGGUGUCAAAGAUGAACAGCUGAUAUUGUAUGGUCAGUCUGUGGGCAGUGGCCCCACUAUUGAUCUUGCAUCGCGUCUGCAGAACUUGAGAGGUGUCGUUUUGCACAGUCCGAUAUUAUCUGGGCUCCGAGUUUUGUACCCUGUUAAGAAGACGUAUUGGUUUGACAUUUACAAGAAUGUAGACAAAAUCAGUAUGGUGAAGUGUCCAGUUCUUGUCAUUCAUGGCACAUCAGAUGAAGUUGUGGAUUGUUCCCAUGGGAAGCAGCUAUGGGAGUUAUGUAAGGAAAAGUAUGAACCUAUAUGGAUAAAUGGAGGCGGCCACUGCAAUCUAGAACUUUAUACAGAGUACAUCAAGCACCUAAAGAAGUUUGUUCUGAGUCUAGGGAAAUCAAAACCAACUCCAAAUGGAUCUGCUCAAAAGCCACCUGCACCAUCCGAAUCUGAAAACCAGACCAAAUCAGCUGAAAAUGGUCCUCCUCCUCUUCCUCCUGCAGCUGCAGAUAGGUUUGAUUUGUGCUCCGAUGUUCCAGAAAUUUCUAGAAACAGUUUGGAUAGUCGACUUGAGAAAUCGAAGAAGUCUAAUAAAGCUGAAAAAUCACGGAUGAGCACAGACCGUGUGGACAGAUUUAGGAGAAGAAAAGGCUUAGUGUGGUGAGUGGUUUUGCUGCUGAGGAGAGGCAAGUCUCUAUUUUAUUUUAAUUUCAAUGCCCCUCGCUGAGAUAUGUGGUGUUCAUUAUGGAAAGUAAAGCUGAAAUGGAAAAUAAGAUGCUUGCUUUCCCUUAUCAUGUAAAAAUGACAGUUUAUUGUACAAGUAAUUUCAUUCAGUGGCUCUCUGUCUUGUCUCUUUCUAUGCAUGUACACCUAAAUGUGUUUUUUUUCUUUCUGAUGUACAAGCAUGUUUUUUUCUCUCAAUAGCAGAUUUUUAGGUCUACCAUGUCUUUUAGAGGCUAAAAUAUAUGCAAGCAGUAAUACUCAAGACUUAACAUGGUA
Messenger RNA from Cuscuta europaea, 1758 nucleotides. The record is from the annotation of a GenBank genome assembly. Lineage: Eukaryota; Viridiplantae; Streptophyta; Magnoliopsida; Solanales; Convolvulaceae.